Molecule: messenger RNA, 261 nt
Organism: Sphenostylis stenocarpa
Lineage: Eukaryota; Viridiplantae; Streptophyta; Magnoliopsida; Fabales; Fabaceae
Source: the annotation of a GenBank genome assembly
AUGGUUCCCGCCGUAGAUAGAAAUGAUUUUGCCCGAAAGUCGAUGUCUGAUCACUUGAGUUUAGGAAAUGAAGUAAAGGGUUUUGUAGAGAAUGCAGAUGCAUGCAAUUACAGAGAUGAAUAUGACGGUUGUGCACUUGGCGCCUUUUCCUGUUAUCAUUGUCAGUCUGAAACAGAUGCUGCGAUCCCAAAUUCGGAUCAGAUGAAUGUAUAUUCCUGUGCUGUUGAAUUGGAUACACUUGAUUCAAAAACAACAUCAUAA